AUGAGUGGCAAAACCAGUUCUCGCGGCCAACAAGAUGAGAUAUCCGGCGAAAAACAUGAACCGACACCAACAAAAGAAAUCAAACGAAGAAGAAAAGAGUUUGAGAAGAUCCAUAUACCUAACGAAAUCGUCGAAGAAAUCUUGGUGAGGCUGCCGGUGAAAUCGCUCACGAGAUUUCAAACUGUGUCAAAACACUGGAGAACUCUGAUCACGUCGAAGUAUUUCGGAAAAAGACACAUGGCUCUUGAGAAAAGCAAAGGAUGCAAACUCCUUUUUGUUUGUGAUGAUUUUGUAGAUCGUGCAGAGGACACUCUGUUUUUAAAAACAGUUGCCUUGGAGAAGACGUCAGUUUCUGAGGGAGAUGAACAAGCUUUCGAAUUCGAAGGAUAUAAGGGGUUUCUCGAUAUUUCCGAGAGCUGUGAUGGCCUUGUCUGCUUCUACGACACUACAAGAGCAGUGGAAGUAAUGAAUCCGGCCACAACAAUGUUCAUAGAACUCCCUCUAUCGAGAAUCCAACAGCUUUGUAUAUACAAGCCAAACCCGGAGGUGGAGCUGGAGCCAGUUCAAGAUCCAAAUCCUGUUCUAGACCCAGUCAUGACAUGUUCUCAGAUUGGAGUUGGGAAAGACAGCGUUAGUGGAAGUUAUAAACUAGUAUGGAUGUAUAAUACUUCUCCUGCUACUCCUCCUACGUGCGAGGUUUUGGAUUUAGAUGGAAAAAAAUGGAGGUUCGUGAAUACUACUUCUCUUGAUCAUCAUCAGAUCUUGUGCGAUCAGAGGCCGGUGUUUGCAAACGGAUCACUCUACUGGCUCACGGGAGAUGAGGAAGGAUAUGCAACAACACAAACCAAACUCAUAGUUUUAGAUUUACACACAGAGAUGUUUCAAGUCAUCCAAACACCGCCUUUUAUUACCCGUGAUGCCUCUGGUGACAAGAUUGGUUUAUGCAAUCUUGAUGGUCGUCUCUGUAUUUCAGAGUUGAAGAAAGAUUGCAAGCAAGAGUUUUGA
Molecule: messenger RNA, 1005 nt
Organism: Arabidopsis thaliana (thale cress)
Lineage: Eukaryota; Viridiplantae; Streptophyta; Magnoliopsida; Brassicales; Brassicaceae
Product: F-box family protein
Exons: 2
Coding region: 1-1005 (334 amino acids)
Source: RefSeq, marked reviewed